CUUCUGCCUGGUGCUGAACCUCGCCAGAGCCACCAAGGUGCAUUAGGUGAGCAGCAACGGACAGGAGCAACCCGGCAUAGCAAAUUGCACCUUACUAUCCAGAGAAUGACACUUUCACACCCUGGAAGGCUCCAUUAGUCCAGAGACUGAAGGUGUUCCAGGUCUGUUACUCUGCCGUGGCUCUAAAAGGUCUCACUCGGGUGGCAGUGAAGACCUGCCUUUGCUGAGAGUGCUUGUAAAGCACCAUCACAUGCGACGCGGAGACUGAGUGCUCCUGGCUGGAAGAUAAAGCUCCGAGGCUAUCUAACCCUUAACGCUGCCAUGGCCGCAAAAGCUUCCGGCUCAAAGAAAUACCUCCAGCUGCUAGCUUUUCUGGUGGCUUUUGUAGGGAUGGCCUUCUGUGGGAAUGUGUUGGUCUGGCCCACAGAAGCCAGCCACUGGCUAAACAUCAAGAUAGUUACACAGGAGCUAAUCCGUCGUGGGCAUAGCGUCACCAUCCUGGUCUCGAAUGCUUCGCUCUUCAUUAAACCCAGGGCUGAGGCUGUGGAGAAGUUUGAGGUCUAUGCUGUGCCCUUCAAGAAAGACACAGUUGAGAACCACAUUGAGGACAUAGUAGCGCUGUGGCUGAACAACAGACCAACCACUUUGACUUUCUGGCAGUUUUAUAAGGAGCUGGGAAAAUUGUCCAAAAACUGGAACCAGCUAAACAGGCAAAUGUGUGAUGCGGUGCUCACCAACCGAGAGCUGAUGGCCCGGCUUCAGGGGGCCGGCUAUGACCUGCUGCUGUCAGACCCAGUGACCCUCUGUGGGGACCUCGUGGCUCUCAAGCUGGCAGUCCCCUUUGUGUACUCGCUGCGCUUCACCCCAGCCUCAACUGUGGAGAGGCACUGUGGCAAGAUCCUGGCCCCACCGUCCUAUGUGCCCGCCGCCCUCUCCGAGCUCACUGACCGCAUGUCCUUUGGUGAAAGAAUAAAAAACAUAGUGUCUUAUCACUUGCAAGACUACGUUUUCCAGAGCUACUGGGGAGAAUGGGAUACAUACUACAGCAAGGUGGUGGUCUGGCCCACUGACGCAAGUCACUGGAUCAACUUGAAAGUGCUGCUGGAAGAGCUCAUUCUCCGGGGUCAUGAGGUGACUGUGCUGGUGCCCUCCACCAAUCUGCUCAUCGACUACCAAGACACCUCCUCCCCCUUUACUUUUGAGGUCCUGCAAGUGCCUUUUACCCAGGAAACCCUGGAUGCCAUCAUGGAGGAUUUCCUCAAUACAUGGUUGAAUGAGCACACCAAGCUGUCCUUCUGGGAGGUCUUGUGGAAGGUGAGAAAGGACCUGGAGGUCUUUUCCGACAUAUCGAGGAUGACCUGUGACACCUUGGUGCUGAACCCACAGCUGAUGGCAAAGCUGCAGCAGGCCAAGUUUGACAUUCUGAUUGCCGACCCUCUCGCUAUAGGGGGUGAGCUUGUAGCAGAAAUCCUGGCAAUCCCUUUUGUCUACAGCUUCCGCUUCUCUGUGGGGAACAUGGCAGAGCGGCUGUGCGGGGGGCUGCCGUCCCCACCUUCUUAUGUGCCUGCCAGCAUGGGGAGGCUGACGGACCGGAUGCACUUCAUGGAAAGACUGCAGAACUUCCUCUUCUACCUUUACAGUGACUAUUUUUACUUGGACCAUUGGCGAGACAAGUGGGAUGAGUACUACAGUGAUAUUUUAGGAAGGCCCACGACCCUGUGUGAGACAAUGGGGAAAGCAGAGAUGUGGUUAAUAAGAACAUACUGGGAUUUUGAAUUCCCGCGCCCUUUCUUGCCUAACUUUGAGUUUGUUGGAGGACUCCACUGCCAGCCUGCAAAGCCAUUACCAAAGGAAAUGGAAGAAUUUGUUCAGAGUUCAGGAGAACAUGGCAUCGUGGUGUUUUCUCUUGGAUCGAUGGUUUAUAACCUAAGUGAUGAAAAAAGUAAUAUAAUUGCGGGUGCCCUCAGCCAGCUUCCGCAAAAGGUUCUCUGGCGCUACAAAGGAAGAAAACCAGAAACUCUGGGCUCCAACACCAGGAUUUAUGACUGGAUACCUCAAAAUGAUUUGCUUGGCCAUCCUUUGACUAAGGCCUUCAUUACUCAUGGCGGGACCAAUGGGAUCUACGAAGCUAUCUACCAUGGGGUCCCUUUGGUCGGGCUUCCCAUGUUUGCUGACCAGCAUGACAACAUCGCUCACAUGAGGGCAAAGGGAGCUGCAGUUGAGCUGGAUUUCGGCACACUGAAGACACAGGACUUAGUUGAUGCAGUGAACACAGUCAUUAACAAUUCCACCUAUAAGGAAAACGCUCUGAAGUUAUCCAGGAUUCAUCAUGACCAGCCAGUGAAGCCUCUGGACAGAGCUGUCUUCUGGAUUGAAUUUGUCAUGCGUCACAAAGGAGCAAAGCACUUGAGACCAGCUUCUCACCAUCUCACCUGGUACCAGUACCACUGCCUGGAUGUUCUGGCUUUCUUGUUCACCUGUGCAGCCAUUGCUGUCUUCAUUCUUGUCAAAUGCUGUUUAUUCUGCUGCAAGAAAUGUGGCAGAAUCACAAAGAAGAAGAAAGAAUAAGUGUGCUGUUCCCAUCAGCACUCCUUGUAGGCUGUUUCAGCAAGGCAUUUAUGCACAUUCCUCAGUGAAUAGAAUUAUUAGGAUAUGCCUUACGCCAGACAUACCUUUUAGAAGGGAUGUGCUAAAAAGCAGGUCUUGCUUAGCCAGUCUGUUGCUUACAGUAAAUUCCCUCUAGCCUAAAUAAUCCCUUGGAACUGCAUCAGCUGAUUACGCAGGGUUCCUAAAUUGGUAAUUGCUGCUCUGAAUUAUCAAAUGAAUUGUGGUAUGCUUCAGAAAUACAGUCUUCCUGGGUGUUC
Dromaius novaehollandiae (emu) is the source of this 2864-nucleotide messenger RNA. Its product is annotated as UDP-glucuronosyltransferase 2A2-like. The record is from RefSeq and is a predicted model, not a curated record. Bases 322 to 2568 code for a protein of 748 amino acids. NCBI's taxonomy places the organism in Eukaryota, Metazoa, Chordata, Aves, Casuariiformes, Dromaiidae. The transcript has 8 exons. Gene Ontology annotation, molecular function: glucuronosyltransferase activity.